Molecule: messenger RNA, 749 nt
Organism: Culex pipiens pallens (northern house mosquito)
Lineage: Eukaryota; Metazoa; Arthropoda; Insecta; Diptera; Culicidae
Product: probable salivary secreted peptide
Exons: 2
Coding region: 97-450 (117 amino acids)
Source: RefSeq, a predicted model, not a curated record
UUUUAUGGCACCGAUAUCAGUCGCACAGGUGAAUCUCGUGAAAGUAGUCAUAAAUUAGUUAUUGCACGCAAUCGAAGUGAUUUCAACUCGUUACAAAUGAAGACCCUCGCGUUGACCGUCGUUCUGUUCAGUCUGGGAGCGCUGGUGUUCACCCAGAGCCAUCACUACCAGUGGGGCUUCCGGGGGCCGUACGAUGUCCUGCUGAACCGGACCAUUGCCAUCAAGUCGUCGUCAAUUCUGCAGGUCAAGACGAUGGAUCUGUACUACCCGUUGAAGGGUCAGCUCGGUCGUAACAUCACGUUCAUGAACGUCACGGACCAGUACAUCAACGGCAAGGGCGGUUACGCCAGUCUGUUGGCCGGUGGCGUCGGCUUCAAUAACACCAGGAUUCAUUUGAAGUCCCAGCGGGGCAACGGAUUCAGCUUUAUCGUGGAAAUUUAUGGCCGCUAAUUUAGAGAUAGACUACGAAAAACAAUUAGGAUGUAUCGCGAGUUAGGGCGGAGGGAUUUGCUGUGAGAUUAGGUGUGCAUGGUACCUGUUGUGUGAGAAUGAGGCCAAAUUAAGUCAACAGGGCUGACGGAGCUUCCGAGGAAGGUUUCCGGUAGCUGGUGGUGAUAACGGAGUCUACGAGUCUUUGUGUUGUAAUAGAAAUCAGUUAUUUAUGAUGAUGUCGAAAUCGGAAGCAAUGAUAUUUGAAGAAAUAAAAUGGCUUCACUAAAGUUUACCAAUCUUUUUCUGUCCAAUUUCAA